AUGCCGGCUGUGACCUAUGGCUCACUUCUGACGUACGGGCCAAUAAUGGCCAAGAUGGACCACGUCAAGCCACAGAGUUGCUCCGUGGCAGUGCCGUGCGCCAAGGACGCCUGGAUGCAGGAGUGGGCCUUGAAGUCCUUGAACGUGCAAAGUGACAGCGGAAGUCGCAGUGUGCAAGCGCUGCAGAGUUUGAGCAUUAUUGGUCGAUGCCUUGGCUUGUAG
Messenger RNA from Symbiodinium natans, 222 nucleotides. The record is from the annotation of a GenBank genome assembly. NCBI's taxonomy places the organism in Eukaryota, Dinophyceae, Suessiales, Symbiodiniaceae.